Messenger RNA from Penicillium argentinense, 966 nucleotides. RefSeq lists its product as uncharacterized. Lineage: Eukaryota; Fungi; Ascomycota; Eurotiomycetes; Eurotiales; Aspergillaceae. The record is from RefSeq and is a predicted model, not a curated record. The transcript is spliced from 2 exons. The coding region runs from base 1 to 966 and encodes 321 amino acids.
AUGGCAGGAUUUGUUGCGGCGUUCGCGAAUCCGUUCAACUAUUUCGGAGGAGUGAGCUUUAACCCCGAAAGAGACAUUCCCAACUUGUCUGGGAAGGUUGUUCUGGUGACAGGAGGAAAUGCUGGCCUGGGCAAGGAGACAAUCUUGCAACUGUCAAAACACAACCCAAGCAAGAUCUUCCUCGGUGCACGGUCGGAAUCCAAAGCAACCGAGGCAAUCAAGUCAAUCAAAUCUUCAGUAUCGAACGACGUCGAAAUAACAUGGCUUCCGAUGGAUCUCACAUCGACCGAGUCAAUCAAGAAAGCCGCCGACCAAUUUAAAUUGCAAUCCCAUAGACUUGACAUCCUGGUGCUGAACGCCGGUGUCAUGGCGCUCCCACCAGGGGAAACCGAGCUGGGCCAUGAGAUCCAGCUCGGCACCAAUCACACGGGCCACUUCUUAUUGACUAAACUUCUCCUACCGACAUUGCUGAAAACAGCCGAAGAGCCCGACUCCGACGUUCGGGUCGUGUCACUUUCAUCAAUCGGACACAACUACGCACCUUGCUUCGAGACAAUCCUGAAUCAAAAGAAACUCAAGAAAGUCGACACGAGUGCCCGGUACGGUGCCUCGAAGGCUGCCAAUAUCCUCUUCGCAGCAGAACUCAGCCGGCGUCAUCCCUCAAUUACAUCAGUCUCUGUACACCCAGGCAUUAUUCUGACAGAUCUCUAUGGCUCAAUCAGCGAGCGCUCGUCUCUUGUUGCGCUAGGAUCCAAGACACUUAGCUUCUUUGGAUCAUCUGUGGCAGAGGGUGCUUAUAAUGAGCUUUGGGCGGCUGCUGGUGCAAAGAAGAUGGAUCUUGAGAAUGGCGCUUAUUAUGUCCCUGUUGGAAUUCGCAAGGAACAUAAUAAGUAUGUGCGGAGCGAGAAGAUGGGCAAAGCGCUUUGGGAAUGGACCGAAGCUGAACUUCAGAAGGUGAACCUGUGA